Molecule: messenger RNA, 381 nt
Organism: Lodderomyces oxycetoniae
Lineage: Eukaryota; Fungi; Ascomycota; Pichiomycetes; Serinales; Debaryomycetaceae
Gene: QCR7
Product: ubiquinol--cytochrome-c reductase subunit 7
Exons: 2
Coding region: 1-381 (126 amino acids)
Biological process (GO): mitochondrial electron transport, ubiquinol to cytochrome c
Source: RefSeq, a predicted model, not a curated record
AUGCUGUCAAUGACCUCCGUCGUCAAGGCGGCAAACUUUAUCUUGUCCAGACCCACAUUAGCCAAGAUAGUGGUUCCUAUUGCUAAAAAAUUCACCGCUUAUGCUGGAUAUAGGGAGAUGGGAUUGAAAUUUAACGAUAUCAUCAUGGAAGAAAACCCUGUUAUGCAGACAGCCCUCAAGAGAUUACCACCAUCAUUGAGUUACUCUAGAAAUUACAGACUUCUUACUGCACAUCAAUUAGCUUUGUCACAUCAACUUUUACCACCAGAAAAAGCCGUCAAACCCGAGGAGGACGAUCACUACUUGGUGCCAUACAUCUUGGAAGCAGAGAAAGAGGCGUUUGAGAGAGCUGAAUUGGACAACAUCGAAGUGAAGGCCUGA